Molecule: messenger RNA, 4856 nt
Organism: Vitrella brassicaformis
Lineage: Eukaryota; Vitrellaceae
Source: the annotation of a GenBank genome assembly
GGCGACUUGUACGUUCAUCGUACAAAUGUCCCUGCCGACGAAUCUGUCUCGCUUGGCGCGGCUAAUGAUGCAAACAGCUAACACGGCACAACGCAGCUGCAGACGCACGAGAGAAAACAGAGAAACUGCCGUUGAUUGAUUACACGACACCACACUAUACAGCGCGUGCCUGCCACUUGAAAAAACCUUCCUCUCGUCGCGUGCCGGCCUCUCUCAAUGCAUUGCCAGACGCACAAUUACACACACAUACGCAGAGAUACACCCACACAGAUCUCUCGCUGACCCACCCGAAUCGACCCGUCUGCUUGGGCUACACAGCGUCGUAUAUGAGAGUGCGCUCGUCCGCCUCGAGCGGCCGCACACGCGGCAGCCUCCGAGGCGACCACUGCCCUGCCAUCUGCGACCAUGUGCGCGGCGACCACUGCCCACCCCGCCGUGUGGUUCCAUCAUGGGUGAAACGGACAGGCCGGAACCAUCUGCACACAUGGAUGGAUGGAUGGAUAAGCAGAGAGAGAGAGGCCCCUUGUGUGUAUGUGAUUGCUGUGGUCGUGUGGUGUGGUGGGUGCCACCGUUGGGUGGUACCUGAGCGACAGGGAGCAUCCGACCACGAUGAGCGAGCUGCAGGCCAUGGCGGCGCCUGCCAGGGGAGGCGGGAUGGUCAGCGGAUAGAACAGCCCCGCUGCCAAUGGCAGGCCGAUCAGGUUGAAGAUACACGCCCAGAAGAAAUUGCUGCAUUGCAAGCACAGACGACCUGAGAGGUGUGGUGCUGAUGCACGUCUGGUCUGUCCUUUUGUCUGUCUGUCUGUCUGUCUGACCAUCUGAUGACAAAUAUGGUGGUUCUGCAAAGCUUGAAGAACGUUGCCAGGUCGGCGAGGCCGGUGCGCAUGAGCACCACGUCGGCCGCAGCGAUCGUCACCUGCGCCCCCGCCCCAACCGCAAUGCCCACGUCGGCCUGGGCCAACGCUGGCGAGUCGUUGAUGCCGUCACCAGCCAUCACAACGGUCCCUGUGGCACAACACAGCACACACCACAACACCCCACACAUGAGGGACGAAGGUGCAUUAUCCUUACCGCGCCGUGUUGUGCUGUGGUGUGCUGUGCUGAGUCACCUUUCUUGUCGUUUGCGAGUUUCUGCACCAGCUUGCAUUUGUCCGCAGGCAGCGCGGGCGCGACGACCUUGUCGAUCUCCAGCCCCACCUUGCGGCCGACCGCAUGUGCGGUGCUGGCGUUGUCGCCCGAGCACAUCCACACGUCCAUGUGUCCGCCCUCCGACCCCCGCAGCCACCCCAGGCACGCCGCGCUAUCCUCAUGCACCUCAUCUCGCAACGCCACCGCCCCCAGGCACACAAACCCCACGUGCAACACCGCCACCGUGCAGCCGUCGGCCUGCUCCCGCCCCACCCACCCCUCGAGCAAAGGCCAGUCGGGAGUGGUGUUGGUGCUGGCGGACGGCAGCAGACAGCCGCAGUUGGGGCCGUUGACCAUGCACCGGCAGGGGUCGCACCGACACAUGGGCGAGUUGCACUUCCCAGGGGCGCCACUCCCUUUGUCUGCUGUGUCGUCUGUUGUGGGCCGUGGGGUGCGGUUGGGGCUCCGGGCGGCAGCGAGGCUGAGGACGCCGACUUGGCGGCCGGCCACGCGGCACUCCACCCCCUUGCCCGGCAGGUUCUGGAAGUCUGUCGGCUCGGCGAAGGGCGCCAGCCCUGGCUGCUUGGCCGCGUGCUCGGCGAUGGCCCGCCCCAGCGGGUGCUCGCUGAGCGACUCGACAGACCCCAGCAGCCACCAGAACCACCGCAUACCCUUCUGCACCUCAUCGUGUGAGCACCCCUUGCUGCUGUUGCGCAGCACGUCGGUAUUCUCAAUGGGAGGCGGCGGCGACACGGCGAUCUCGCCCUCUGAUGCGGUGGUCUCGGCCCCAGAGAAAUACACCUCGCUCGACGAGCUGUUAAUCGUGUCGCGGGCGGUGUCGCGGUCGCUGUGCGGGGGCGUGAGUAUGCCGCCUGACGCCGUGCACAGCUUGGCGGCGGGGAAGGAGGUCGGUAAGAUGGCGGCCGCGACCACGACCGGCUUUCCCUUCGUCAGAGUGCCGGUCUUGUCCAACACGAGGCUCUUUGCGUGCGCGCCCGACUCGAGAGGCGCCCCACCCUUGAUCAGUAUGCCGUGCUCGGCCGCGAGCCCGGUGGCGACCAUCACAGCUGUCGGGGUGGCCAGACCUGCGCGCACACAGAGGGAGAGGGAGGGUCAUCUCAUCAGAUCGGUCAGAGGUCCGUAUGGCAUAGCAUGGGUACCGAGGGCACAUGGGCAGGCGAUGGCGAGCACGGCGAUGCCGAACCUGAGUGCGAACAUGGCCUUGGUGGCCGUGGGGUGGGGGUCGUCUGCGGGGUCGAUGCCGGGCACGCGGGGAGCGAUGACGCCCGUGAACACCAGAGCGAACCACACGACCGACGUCACAGCCGCCAGCAUAGCCACACACGGCACAAAGUACCUGAAUGGGAGAGGAGGAGGAGGAGGAGGAGGAAGAAGGCAGGCGGCCAUGCAUCCUCGGUGUGUGUCGCAUGUGUGGAUCGAUUUGCACACCCCGCGAUUCUGUCGGCCAGUUGCUGCGACUGCGUUUUGGAGGUCUGGGCCUCCUCGACCAGCUUGACAAUCUGGCCAAGAGCGGUCUGGCCGCCGAUCUUGGUGGUCUGCAGCAGCAUCCCCCCCGACAGGCACGUGCUGCCCCCCAGCACCAUGUUGCCGUGCUCCUUCUCCACCGGCCGGCUCUCCCCCGUGAUGAGGCUCUCGUCCACCGACACGAUGCCGUGACUCACUUGGAUGCCGUCGACGGGGAUCAGCCCGCCCGGGUAGACCUUGAGAGUGUCUCCGAUCUCUAUCAGAUCGGUGGUGAUCUCUCUCUCGGUCUCGGUGCCGUCGGCUGCUUGAGGCUGGAGGAACGCUGUGGUGGGUUUGAGGGCCAGCAGAUGGUCGAGAGCUGCCAUGGUGCGGUGCUUGGCGUGGUGCUCCAGCAGCUUGCCAACCAUCACCACCGUGAUCAGGAUGACCGACGUGUCGAAGAAGGUCAUCGGAUCCUCGACGAUUCCCCCUUUUAUCUGCCCAUGGUCCUCCACCGCCCCCGCAACAGCCGCAAACACCAGCACACCCACCGAGUAAAGAUACGCCAUAUUGGUCGCCAGGCUGACCAGCACGUCCAUGUUGGCCGCGCCGUGCUUGAGUGCCGCGUACGCCCCCGUGUGGAACCGCCGGCCCCACCACAGCUGCACGGGCGUCGCGAGCACCAGCUGCAGGGCCGCCGCGACAGAGAGAGAGACGUGAGGGAUGAGAGGCCGGCGCAGGAAGGACGGCAGAUUUUCUGGAUCAGUGGUCGACAGGAUGAACACCAGAAUGGCCGGCAAGAUGCUGAUGGACCACACAUGCAGGCAGACACACAGAAGAGUGCGUCUUUCUCUGUGCGCUUUGUGCUGCUUGGUGCAGUUGGUCGCCGACCAGCAGAAGAUGUCCCCGCGUAUCUGCCGCUGUGUCCGCUUCAUCUUGUCGUGCUCUCCCCCAUCGCUCUCGGCGCUCCACUCGGCGUCGUACCCCGCCUCGCGCAGCAGCCGCAAGAUGCUUCGCGCACCAACCACAUGAGGGUUGUACGACACAGUGACGCGCACGCCGUCCGGUAGAGAUGACCGUGACCGGGCCGCCUUGGUCUGGCGGCUUCUGAUGCAGCCGAGGAUGCCGUCAGUGCCCGUCAGAAAGCUCUCCACGCCGGCGGCCUCGUCGGCGGUCGAAGCACUCUUGACAUGGACUCUCAGGUGAGCAACGGCCUGACCCAUCAACACGCAACAUGUGUGUGUCAUGUGUCUGCCCGCUCUCUCUGUUCCUCGAUCGGCUCACGUCGGAGUGUCCUUCUGUCGUGUCCUCUAAUGGCUGGUCGCUGGCGAGAGUGGCGUCAUAUCCGACCAUCUCAAUGUACUCGCACAGGUCAUCGGCACUCACACGCGCGCCGUCGUACUCUAUGGACGCUCGGUUGCGAAUCAGAUUGACAGACACGCCACGGAUGCCCUGCACACACACACAGAGGGAGGGAGGCAACGUGUGCCCGUCCACCUGACACGCCCUUCCCCCCCACUCACCUGUUUCUUCUUGAGGUGUUCCUCGACGGUCUUGACGCACGAGGCACACGUCAUGCCGCCCACAGUGAUCUCGGCGUGGCGCCAGCUGGCCGCGUGGGCGGGGGAGCCCCUGGACAUCCGUCGGGGGCUCGCGUCCGUGUCGGCCGUCACCUGGUGAUAACAAGACCAUGCGUGCAGACGGUUAAGAGAGUUUGAUGCUGGCUGGGCUGACUGACCUCGGCAUCGAAUCCGAUGUCAUCAAUUGCUGAGGCAAGCUCGGAGGCACUCAUCUGAUGUGUCACACAAAGGACAGGGAGUCGUUGCUUCUUCCCUUUUUCGGCGUGGGUCCGUUUGUGUAGCGUUCGUACUGUGGUGGGGUGGUAUUUGACAGUAGCCUUCUCUGUCAGGAGGUUGACGUGUGCCGACUCCACGCCAGGAAACUGCCGCAGCCGGCCCUCCACCGCGCCAACACACGAGCCACAGGUCAUCCCUGCAUAGCACAGCCAACGAAGGAAACAAGUGAAUGAAUCACAUCAGGCCGUGAACAGAAAACCUUGGACGAUGCCCGGACCUACCUUGGAUGCGCAGCUCGGCCCUCCGCAUGGGUUUCGGCUCAUCGGCCAUCUGUCAGGCAGCAAACAUAGGUCACACCAAAGAACGCACCCAUUUCCGCCUUUCCCCCGCCAUCCUACGUGACGCACUUUCAGACUUUUGGGGCCUCUUUGCGUGGACACACGUGCACGCAAGCACGAUUAUCUUCAC